Molecule: messenger RNA, 1847 nt
Organism: Octodon degus (degu)
Lineage: Eukaryota; Metazoa; Chordata; Mammalia; Rodentia; Octodontidae
Gene: Tedc2
Product: tubulin epsilon and delta complex 2
Exons: 10
Coding region: 48-1340 (430 amino acids)
Source: RefSeq, a predicted model, not a curated record
AGCGGGGAAACUUCAGCUGCUGUAGCUGGAAAGCUCCGAACGUCCGAAUGGCUGUCCUGUUGCAGGCUGACUGCGCUCGUCGGCUGAUGGCGGAGCUUCGGGGCGCCCUGGACGCCUGCGCAGAGCGACAGCGGCAGCUGGAGCAAAGCCUGCGCGUCUCCCGGCGGCUGCUGCAGGCCUGGGAACCAGUUGGGACCACAGCUCUGGAGCCACCUCCUGGGUCAAAAACUAAAAAAGACCCUUCUCCAGUAAGCACACCAAGCCCCCAAGACCUCAAGGAGCUGGAACUUCUGACCCAGGCACUGGAGAAGGCAAUACGGGUGCGGAAAGGCAUCUCUAAGACUGCAGAGAGAGGAAGAACUCCCAGCCUGAAAUCUGGGUCCAUUGCUUUGUCUCCUGGCACCACUGCCUCUGCCGUACCGCAGUCCUCAAACCGGGUUGGCCAUUGUUCUUCAAGGACAAGACCUACCAAGGGCAUCCAUCAGACUAAGGUGCCUGCCAAGAGCCACCCAGAGCUUCCGUUGGUGAGAAACAGGCCUCCUGUGGGGAUAGGAGCCCAAGCCACCAGACUUGAAUCGAACCACAGGGAACAAAUGACGCUGUCAGGUUAUCCUCAUGCAGCAGAAACCUUCACACUCAAGGAGAAGGGGAUCCUGCUGCGGCUGCCCAUGGCCUUCAGGAAGGCAGCUUUCCAGAAUUCCUGCCUGUGGACCCAUCUCAACUCCACACAAACCAAUGAUGCCACCAAUGCUGCCAAAAACCAGUUCCUCCAGAAAAUGCAGAUGUCUUCGAGUAUAUCCAGCUCCAGGUUCAGUGCUGUGGACGUAGAGAUGGAGGCCCAGUGCCUGCAGAAAGCCUGUGCACUGCUUAGACUGCGCAUGCAAGAAGAGCUCUCAGCAGCUCCUAUAGACUGGAUGCAGGAGUACCGAUGCCUGCUCACCCUGGAGGGGCUACAGGCCAUGGCCGGGCAGUGUCUCCGUAAGGUGCAGGAAUUGUGUACAGCUCUGACAGAACAGUUGACAGGACCUUGUCUCAUGAGGAGGCCUCUUAAGACCUCAUUUCCCUGUGGAGGUCGUGUAUGUACUUCCUGGGGCCCCCAACUCCUUCUCUACUCCAGCACCCAAGAACUACAGACCCUGGCAACCCUCAGGCUGCGGGUGGCCAUGUUGAAGGAGCGGAUCCACCUGGAAAAGGUCCUGAUGGCUGAACUACUCCCCAUGGUGAGCACCCAGGAGCUACAAGGCGAACCCUGGCUGGCACUGUGCCGAGCUACCCACAGCUUGCUCUGUGAGGGUGGAGAGCGCUUCCUCACAAUUCUGCAUGAAGACCCAGCUGACUGAACCUCCACCCAGGUCUUGGAACCCUGGGGCAAGAAACCUUUUAGAAAGAGUCCUCUAGGAGCUGGGAAGAUGGCUUGGUAGAAUAAGCUCUUCCCUGGCAAGCACAAGGGCCUGAGUUCAGUCCCCGGUUCCGCAAAAAAAAACAAACAAAACAAAACAAAAACUACUGGCUGGAGUAAACAGAACUGAGAUUGAGAAUUUCCCUGGUUUGGUUGAUCCAGGAACCUAUACUUCACUGUGUAUCCAAAGUAGAGUAGGCUGCCCUAUCUCUUCUCACUGUGGCCAAAGCUGCUGCUCAGGGAUCAGCUUUCUGCCUUCCUGAGGCCCAGUGGCCCAGGUGGGGCUGGGGGAUGCUGUCUCUGUUUUCUCACUAUAAAUCUAAGAGCUACGAGGCUGGGGAGAUCUCAGUAGAAUAAGUGCUUCCUGGCAAGUACAAGGGCCUGAGUUCAAUCCCUGGAUCUGAAAGAAAAAAAAAAAAUCUAAGAGCUAGUUGUACAUUAAAAAGUA